AUUCAAAAAGAUGCCGUUCCUAGGAAGAGAUUGGAGAUCUGGCGGUGACGAAUGGCUAAAAACUGAAAAAGGAUGGGAAAAGGUUAAAAUAAGAAGAUGGAAGAUAUUUGAAAAUUUAAACGAAAACGUAGUUUCCAGAUGCUACAAAAGGUACGAUCCGGAAGAGAGUAAGCAAAUUGCUUGUACAACACAGCCACAUAUAUUUAUUGUGAAGAAUUCAACAAAGGAGCAAAAAUGCCAAACAAGUCUAUCUGAGGCGUUUAGUAAACUUGAUAUGUCUGGAGCAGCUCGUGAUAUUAAGAGAUUCUCCUAUGUUCGAAAGUUACUAGAAGUGAUAAUCAGGAACAAAUUCUCAUCUUUAAGCGGAAGUGCACAAAGAUGCAUUUUUCAAAUUUUACAAGAAACUGUUCAAAGAGUCAUUCAGACGAAAAAUGAUGUUAAACUAAUGAAAACUCUAUUGAAUGAUACACAUAAAGCCUUGAAUAAGGGAAAAUACUUGCACGUUGGAAGUCGUUCCUUAUGGAAUAUGCAUUUGAAUUCUUUACAACAGAUGAUGAUUGCUUUGGAGGAACUGCACAUAGAUACGCCAACCGACGAGAGUCCAUCGUUAUGCGAUCUACCUGAUGACUGCAUGAGAGAAAUUCUGUAUAAAUUAAGUGAUAGGGAAGAUAUUAUAAACUUGGGUCAAACUUGCGAUAGAACGUCCAGUUUAACAAAGGAGGAUGGACUUUGGAGAGAUUUAUGUGUCUACUAUUUUGACGAAGUUCAAAUGGCGAAAGUUUUAAAAAAUAAUGAAACUAUCGAAAGUGUUCGUUGGUCCUGUUUAUACGAGAGAUUGGUAAAGCGUUUCGGAUUCAAAGAAGAUUAUACCGAAUUGCUUAAUCUUUGCAAACACUGCAAUGCUUUGUAUUGGUCUUGUCACGGUCACCCCUGCCCCUAUCCAGAUCUUGAAAAAGAAUCCGCUUCUCUAAGUCCAGUUAUGUGCAUGGAACUGUUUUGUUCUUAA
This is a messenger RNA of Dimorphilus gyrociliatus, 1006 nucleotides long. The record is from the annotation of a GenBank genome assembly. Lineage: Eukaryota; Metazoa; Annelida; Polychaeta; Dinophilidae.